This is a messenger RNA of Thermothelomyces thermophilus ATCC 42464, 1699 nucleotides long. RefSeq lists its product as uncharacterized. The record is from RefSeq and is a predicted model, not a curated record. The coding region runs from base 131 to 1264 and encodes 377 amino acids. Gene Ontology annotation, molecular function: polyubiquitin modification-dependent protein binding; ubiquitin binding; damaged DNA binding. Gene Ontology annotation, cellular component: nucleoplasm; cytosol. NCBI's taxonomy places the organism in Eukaryota, Fungi, Ascomycota, Sordariomycetes, Sordariales, Chaetomiaceae. Gene Ontology annotation, biological process: nucleotide-excision repair; proteasome-mediated ubiquitin-dependent protein catabolic process. The transcript is spliced from 6 exons.
AACAGCUCGGGCUCUGCCGAAUCGAAGAACCAUUGAAGUCGGCCUGCAGCCUUUCAAUCUACUGUCGCGGAUCAUCCAUCAAAUAUUUUUUUUAGAGGCUCAGCUGUUCCAAGACAGCAAUCUGCCCAUCAUGAAGGUGACGUUCAAGGAUCUCAAGCAGCAAAAGUUCGUGCUCGAUGUCGAGCCGACCGAUCUCAUCUCCGCUGUUAAGCAGAGGAUCUCUGAAGAGCGGGGCUGGGAUCCCAAGCACCAGAAGCUGAUCUACUCUGGGAAAAUCCUCAAGGAUGAGGACACCGUUGAGAGCUACAAAAUUGAAGAGAAGGGUUUUGUUGUUUGCGUCGUGAACAAGCCCAAGGAGCCCAAACCAGCACCGGCCGCCGAGUCAUCCUCGUCCGCCGCUCCCGCCACCCCAGCCCCGGCACAAAGCUCUACUCCGGCGGCGCCGGCCGCUCCUGUGCAGGCUUCCAGCACGGCUACCGCCGCACCUGCUACACCGACCCCGAACCGGAGUGCGGCCCCGGCGACGCUUGCCACCGAUCCCAACCAGCUGGCCAUGGGCGAGCAGCGUGCCGAAGCCAUCGCAAACAUGGAGGCCAUGGGGUUCGAGCGGUCGCAGAUCGACGCCGCCAUGCGCGCUGCUUUCUUCAACCCCGACCGUGCUGUGGAGUACCUUUUGAACGGUAUUCCGGAGCAUCUUCAACAAUCCGCCUCUGCACCCCGCCAAGCCGCCCAGACUGCUGCCGCUUCCUCCGCCGGUGCUGACGACGACUCCAACGUGAAUCUCUUCGAUCUCGCCGCGCAAGCCGGCCGUGGCUCUGGCGCACGCAGUGGUAGCGGCGCCGACGUGGGAACGGGUGCCGCCGCCGCCGCCGGGCAGGAUCUGGGGAAUUUGGAAUGGCUCCGUGCCAACGCACAGUUUCAACAGCUCCGCCAGGUGGUGCAGCAACAGCCGCAGAUGCUUGAGCCGAUUCUUCAGCAGCUCGGUGCCAGCAACCCCCAGCUCGCGCAGCUAAUCGCUCAGAAUCCCGAUCAGUUCCUGUCUCUGCUUAGCGAGUCGGGCGGUGACGACGAUGCUCCGCUCCCCCCCGGAGCACACCAGAUCUCCGUGACGGAGGAGGAGCGGGACGCCAUCGAGAGGCUCACCCGCCUCGGCUUCACACAAGAUCAAGCGAUUCAGGCAUACUUCGCCUGCGACAAGAACGAGGAGCUGGCGGCAAAUUUCUUGUUUGACCAACCGGACGACGACGACGACGUUAUGCAUUGAUUUUAUUUUUUUGACUCUUGACCAUCGUUUUCGGAGUUUCUGUUGGAAGGGGUGCGAUUUCCGUCCCCUGCCGCUUCUUGUGGGGAGAAUCUGGAUGGGAUUUUGGAAGUUGGGCUAGAAAAACUAGCUCGGGCUCGGUCCUCGUGGCGAGGUUGGCUGGCACUCGGUCGAUGAGCAUACGGAAUCGGUGCUUGGUUGAUGAUGCUUGCGAGGCUGUGAACACUCUUCGCGGUUUCCCUCUCUUAACCCUUUUGCGAGUCCGUGGCGGUAGUUGGCAGAUUGAUGGACAACCGCGUCGGGCUUAGCCUUGUAUUCGAGAGGGAUGAUACCAUGGGGGCGGAACCGGGGGCGCGAAAGGAGACGGGGGUGGUGCGGACACAGCGCAAUGACCGGAGAAUGAAACCAAACCUUCUCGCUCUGCUACUGCGUCGCUUU